ACUAGAUAUUUUAAUUGGGCCAAAAUAUCUUUGAGCACAUUCAUGGGUUGCGUUGUUACUACGAACUCAAUAUAAUAAAUGAGCAGCUAAGCUAGAGAUUCAUUCGCAAACACACAGCAGGUCCAUCGUCUGAAACUUAAAUUUUCCCCAAUUCUCAGAUCAGCAUCAAACCCUAGACCUCGAGGAACCAACCAUGUCGUCUAAGCAAGGAGGAAAGGCGAAACCUUUGAAGCAGCCAAAAACUGAUAAGAAGGAAUACGAUGAGCACGAUAUGGCCAACCUUCAGAAGAAGAAAGACGAGGAAAAGGCACUUAAAGAACUAAGAGCCAAGGCAUCGCAGAAGGGAUCUUUUGGAGGCUCUGGUCUUAAGAAGAGUGGCAAGAAAUAAUCCCGCUUUGUAUCCAUGAAGCGUGUCUUUGACAGUGCUUAUUUAUCAACUUAAAAUGUUGUGUAACUUCCUAUCAUGUCUGUAGGGGAGUGACUCUUAUCCCAUAACAUAUGUUUGCUUUCGCCACUUUUUCAUUUCAAAAGAAAAGAAAGAUGGUUUCUAUCUUAAA
This is a messenger RNA of Raphanus sativus (radish), 557 nucleotides long. RefSeq lists its product as uncharacterized. The record is from RefSeq and is a predicted model, not a curated record. The transcript has 4 exons. The coding region runs from base 194 to 388 and encodes 64 amino acids. Lineage: Eukaryota; Viridiplantae; Streptophyta; Magnoliopsida; Brassicales; Brassicaceae.